Molecule: messenger RNA, 4913 nt
Organism: Poecilia reticulata (guppy)
Lineage: Eukaryota; Metazoa; Chordata; Actinopteri; Cyprinodontiformes; Poeciliidae
Source: RefSeq, a predicted model, not a curated record
UUUUUAAUUUGUUUUUCCAGAGAAAACCACGACGGGGCCCCCACCCACCACCGCGCCGUCCACCACGCCGCCCAUGACCACGUUCGGCGCCACCACCGCAGCGCCGACCACGCUCCCCACCACCGCGUCGUGUCCGGAGUGCCUGGACUGGGAGCAGGACUCCGACGAGGAAACGGAGAACACGCUGGUCUACGACGAACACUUUGGAGUCGUCAUGACCCCCGACCCCAAGGUCGACAUUCCAGCUUAUGUUUGGUUUGCCUGUAACUUCGACUUCUCGUCGUUAUGCGGUUGGACCAAGGACAGCGGCUCCGGAGCCGAGUGGUUCAUCCAGAGCAGCGAGGCUCCGGCUGUCCACAGAGGCCCGACGCUCGACCACACAGGCGGUUCAGGGAACUUCAUCUACAUGCAGCUGACGGACACAAUCACACCCAGCAAGCCAGGUGAGGAGCAAAGCGGGGAGGAGAAGGUGGCCCGGCUGGCCAGCUUAUCCAUCACCACGCCGGACGCCAGCCUCUGCAUGUCCUUCUGGUACCAGAUGGCCGGCGAGCGCGGAGGGGCGCUGCGCAUCAGCUAUCGCCACGACGACGAUGACGACGGCCAGGUCCUGUGGACGAGGAGCGGCCAUCAGGGCAGCAGGUGGAGGGAAGGCCGUGUCUUACUUCCUCAAACAAGACUCUCGUAUCAGGUGUUGGUGGAGGGAAUCGCAGACAGACGCACCACAGGCCACAUAGCGGUGGACGACAUCCAAAUCAUGGACGGGCUCAACAUUCAGGACUGCAAGGAUCCAGAAGCUCCAACAUCUCCACCCACUAAGAUCUUAAUGCUACCCAUGGACUCACUCUCUCAGGAAACUGGUGAACUCGGCAGGCCGGGCAACAUGCUGAAGACGAUAGACCCCAUCCUCAUCACCAUCAUCGCCAUGUCGGCUCUGGGCGUCUUCCUGGGCGCCAUCUGCGGCGUCGUGCUGUACUGCGCUUGCUCGCAGGGCAGCAUGACCGACAGGAACUUAUCCGCCCUGGAGAAUUAUAACUUUGAGCUGGUGGACGGCGUCAAGCUAAAGAAGGACAAGAUAAACGGACAGACGAACAACUACUCAGAGGCGUGAGCCCGAAGGCGCAGGGGGCGGAGCUUCGGCAGCUCCGCUAGCGGACACGUUACAAGCAGCCAAUCACAGGGCUGACGCCACUAAUGGGACGGCAGGGUGGGCUAACAGUGAGCCGAUUUCAUUUUUAUUUCUCAGGAGCGUUGGUGGAAGGGACUCACCUGUAGGGGGCACUGUGUAUAAAGAACCUGUACAGCAAAAAAGAAGAAAACUAAGGAUUCUCUUUGUUUUUCGGCGUGCUUUGUUGAUUUCAUGUAAUCACAUGCUGGUGUUGAGACCAAUUCAGACGAAAGUAUCGUUAGUGAACUUUUGCAGAAAGAUUUAAUGUUUCUGUUUGUUGUUUUUUCUCGUCUUUUCGUUCGAAUGUUUUGAAGAAUGAGCGAAGCUAGCUUAACGCGUGUGGAAGUGUGUGUGGACGUCUCACUCAUAUACAUCUGCAUCUGAGGUGUGUCUGACUAUACAAACCGUGUGUGUGUGUGUUUGUGUGUGUGUGUGUGUGUGAUCUUGACGCAGGGCCACUGACCUGCUCCGACAGUGCCUUUUUUUCCUGUUUUUCUGUUGCCUUGUUUUCUGCUGGUUGCUUUCCCAUUGGCUGGCAUUCUUUCCAGGGUUCCUAUACAAACUACGGGGAAAGGUUUCCAGGCUGUGUCCGUAAAGCAGCAUCUUUUUAUUGCUGUAAUUUUACCAUAAAACAGCUUCUGGUUACACUGGCAUUCACUCAGCUGUUGAGUUCCAGGUUUAUAUCCGCAGAACUGAAGAAAACUAUGAAAAUUCCCAAUAUGGUAAAUGUGUAGGAGCCCUGAAUGCCUCAUAUUCAUGGCACAUGACACAUCCAACGUAUUGUACAUAGGUUUUAAUAUAUAUUUGAGCGCCCUUUUCUAUAGAGGAAGAUGCCAGUGCUGCAGUAUCCUUUCUGUUUUCAAAUCACACAAGUCGCCGAAGGAUGUUUACCAUCCCUGGUGAUUCAGAGGAGAAAACGCACCAAUGAAAGGGAAUUUAUGUCUUAACAGGGUAAAAACACACAACCUCAGCAGCUACAGUGACAGAAAGUCAAAGGGGUUUCAUUGAUUACACUUGGAUCUGGCUGGGCACAUUGUUAAACUGCCUCUAAGUAUUCAUCUUGUGUGAAUGUAAUGUUGAGGUACCAGAAUACAAACUACAUGAACCUGUAUGUAACAACAUGGCCGCCGCAAUGCAAGCUAGCUGCAGAAACUCUGGUGAUAGGCUGGAAGAUCUAAUAGGAGGCAAUGAAACAACACAUUAGAGUUAACAUCCUUUUCAGAAAGGUAACUUAUUUUGAUUUAUAGUAUUAAUUUGCUAUACAGAUGCUGAAUUUUAACUAGUUUCCAUUGUUUUUUGGGAAAUUGUUGUUGUUUUAGACUUUCCUGCUGCCCAUCUUUACCUUCACAAAGUUGAUUGAGUUGUCCAGUCCAUGGAUCAAAAGAGCGCUAAAUAUGCCCCUUUGAUUAAUCUUGUUGGAAUACAGAACUCCAGGUUUGCUUUUUAUGUGCAGUCCAGUCCUUUAAAUCCAAAACAAGAGCUUUUGUCUGUAUCAUAGGCAUUACAGCUGCCUCUCGCCACAGAUCCUGUUGUCUGCAGUUUGCUGUUUCAUGGUCCGGGGUAUUCAGUACAGCGUUUCCACCACCAGUUGGACUCUCAAUGGAUUAAAACCAAAUGUCUGACAUGGUGUCAUGUUGAUGUAUCGUUCUUGAAUUUUAACCAGUUCCCACUGAUUCCUUCAAAUUGUUUUUUUUCUUUUUGUUCCAACAUUAGAGCAACUUCAAAUUGAUUGUCAAACAUUGGACUCUGUGUUAGAGUUUCCUCCUGGCCAUCUUUACCCCUUUCCAAAGUAGAUUGGGUUGUACAUUUGAUCCCUGACCUUUAUCGUACCAUUCCACUGCCCUAUGGACCUACAACUGAAGGGAACCCAGGAAUUGGUUCGGGUCGGCUGUAUGGGCCACUUUUACAAUGGAAGCAGACAAAAAAUAUAAAACCAAACCGCACCGUCCAAUACUGCUCAGUAUGGGACGAGUGGUCUGGGAAGAGGCAAAGGUGUAUUAAGAAGAGUAGGUUACCUGGUUUGGGAACAUCUGGGUCUCAAGAGACCGUUUUGGACUCUUACUGGACAGACGGGGUUAAACCCAAACGUCUAACGUAGCUUCCUACUAAAAGGACAACAAACGUGUCUCAUGCCUGUCAGAAGCAGUGAUGCUUUCCUGUCCCCCAAUCAAUGGACUGUGUUGCCUGAUGCCAGUAUCUCCAUCCUAAUUGUAACGUACCAAUGUCCUAUGGACCUACAACUGCAGGCGGCCCAGUCAUAGUCCAGUACGGGUCGGUUCUAUGGGCCGUUUUUACAAUGCAAACAGACAAAACGGUGUACCAGUCUACACCGAUCUGUGCUAUCCUGCUCAGUGGAAACAAGGCAGAGGCGCAUUAUGGACAGAAGGUUAUCUGGUGUGGGGACCUCUGGGUCUCAUCUUUGCCUUUUUGCAGAUGACAUGAUGCUAUUAGCAUCGUUAAGUGAUAACCUUUACAUUUAGAAGAGUCUACUAUUCAGAGCCUGAGGCUUUACUAUUCGACGUUUUUCUGCAUUGGGCGCCAGUUGCUGCAUUAAGCAGAGCAGUUCAAGAGUCUUGAUGGUUACAUUGUCCAAGGAGGCUAAUGCCUGAGCAGCUUGAUACAACUUCUUCAAUGCAAAUAAAGUGUUUCCAUUGCUGUUUUGUGAAAUACACCAAUUCGGAUUCGGCUGAAAACCCAACUUUUUAUCAAAAAAUGCUUUUUCCAAAAUUUGCAUGUUCCCAUUAAGCAAAUUUAUUUUAGUAAUUCAAUGGUCAAUAGAAACUCAGCUACUAGAGGCACCAAAAAUCCCUUCCAGCCUGGAAAAGCAUUGGGAUUCAGAAUCAGCUGGAGGACGAAUUUCUGGGUUUUUGUCUUCAAUGACAUAAUUUCAGAUGAUGCUGGAAAAGUUUGGGGGAAGUCUGUUCCUUUAUUCCAUUUUUCAUCUCAGCUGAGCAAAUAAUUUGAUUGUGUUUAAGCCCUCAAUUUUUUUUACUUUAGUGCAUUCAUAUCUUUCUACACCAACAGAGGGAAUGUUGCUUUACUAACGAUUGAAAACUCGGGGAGGAAAACUGUUCCAGGUGAUAAAUAAACAUCUUCAUUAGAAACUUCGGGGAGAAACAGAUGCGUAAUGUAUUUUCUCCUCUUCUAUAGGAAUGUCUGAUGUUUCAGCCGGACUCCACUAAAGAAAAAGGAUGCUGCAGCACUCGUCCUGAAAACAAAUGUUGCACUGAUAUAUUUAAAAAAUAAAAAAUCUAUGUGUUUAUGAUGUUGAUUUAUGAAAAGAGGAGGAAAAACGGAGAGGACAGUGUUAUUGUUGCUUCUUUUUAACAUGGUUUUAGACAGCCAUGGUAUAAUUCUGAAUUGUACAAUUUACAGAUGUUUUUCAUUCUCGAAAAAGCUUAUAUACGAGUAACGAUUUUAUUUACUUGGUAUAAUAUCACCUUGUGUUUUUUGUACCGUCACUGAUGUACGUGCCAUUGUUUUCUUCUGUUUUUCUUUGGAUGACAAGAGAAAGCGUUUUAUUUUCUGUACCGUUUCUGUAGUUUUCUUGUCUAAAAAAAAAAACUAAACAAAGGAAAACAAGGAAGUAAAAAGAAUCAGAAAGCUGUGAGGCCUUAUGUGACUUAAAGUAUUGUUUGUACUUUGACUUUCUGCUCCGCACCCGACUCAUCCAUCUCUGUUGUUUCAGACUCUCAUCACUGACUAUUACAUUCCAAAGAAUUGGGUCAAAUAAAUGUUUUAAAUAAAA